This is a messenger RNA of Apiotrichum porosum, 1455 nucleotides long. RefSeq lists its product as uncharacterized. The transcript has 5 exons. NCBI's taxonomy places the organism in Eukaryota, Fungi, Basidiomycota, Tremellomycetes, Trichosporonales, Trichosporonaceae. Gene Ontology annotation, molecular function: aspartic-type endopeptidase activity. Gene Ontology annotation, biological process: proteolysis. Bases 1 to 1455 code for a protein of 484 amino acids. The record is from RefSeq and is a predicted model, not a curated record.
AUGCUCAACUCAACACUUAUCGCAACGUCUCUCGUCGCCGGAGCGCUCGCUGCCCCCAACCCAGUCGCUCCUCGCGCGGCUGGUGGUAUUGCCCUUCCCUUCACGGGUCGUGCGCACGACUCGUUCAACGAAUACCACUCCCUUGAGCGCCGUGAUGCCAUUGUUGCUGCCAAUCUUACAUAUGGACGGGUUUGGAACUACCGUGUACCUAUCCAGAUCGGAACACCCCCACAGGAUGUCCUGGUUGGUAUGACCGCAGCGAAAUACAGCAACAUGCAGAUGUACGAAAGCGGAGGGGAUGAACGGUACACGGUAGACAAUGGGGCCGUGAGCUACUAUUAUCCGGGAAACUCUAGCACGUCGGCGUCUACUGGCAAGAACAUCACGGGCACUGCCACUUGGAACAUUUCAGGCGUUGUCAAGUCGGACACAGUGACCAUUGGCGGGCUUACAUUCCCCGACCUGCCUUUCUAUGGCCAGAAUACCAGCAAUUGGGCUGGCACGUCCAGUUUUCUGAACCUGGUCGGCUAUCUAGGUAUUGGAUUCGAUGCCGACCCCACGGGCGACUUUGGUGACCCUCUCUGGAAGCGCGUCGUGGCCCAGGGAGGUGCUCCUGAAGCAGGUAUCUACUUGGAGCGAACUGUAUCCGAGGGUGGUCUCGUCGUUGGCGGCUGGCCUUUCCAAGAGAACGCGGGUGAACUGAUGCUUGGUGGCCUCAACGCUGCAUACUACCAAGGUAGCAUCAACUACAUGGAUCUCGACAACUCCACCACAGCAGAGGAAAGCGGGGGCAGUGCGUAUCUCCAACUCGACGAGAUCAAGGUCAACGGGCAAGCGCUCGCGUCAGUCAAUGAAACCGCCACGUCAUGGACUCCAAAGGCCACCGGGGAAGGUAAUGUUACAUACGACGUCAGUGUCCCUGGGCCCGUCAUGCUGGCUCUAUCUGGUAUUGCAAUCAAUCUCGGAAACGAGACGUUCAACGCUUUGCACGCCAAGAUUCCCGGUGCAACGCCAAUGGGCCCUCUCAUCAACUACCCCAUCCCAGUGUACAUGAUGAAUGUGCCCUGCAACACGACUGCUGAAGUGAGCCUCACUUUUGGCGGCGUCGACUACCCCCUGCGUCCAGAGGACUGGAUUUGGCGCGACCGCGACACCCCCGGCGAAGGCUGCCAGAGCAUGAUUGUCAACUACCCCACCCAAUCCGCCUACAUCGGUACACCAUUCCUCCAAAGCGUGUACACUGCGUUCCAGUUCGAGAAGCGCCAGAUUGGCUUUGCCAAGGUCGCCGACGGCCUGCCGACUCGUAAUGUUAGUGUGAAUGGCACCGUCACCGUCGGUGUGGCAAGUGCCACUGGCACUGCCAGCGGCAGCAGCAGCGCCGCCGUGGCCCUCCACCCCUCUUCCGUUGUAGCCGCGCUUGCUGUCCUUGGCGUUGCCGCUGCGUCUCUUCUGUAG